GCGCGUUUAUGGUGUUGUAACUUGAUUUCCGCGGCUGUAAGAGGGUCACGUUUGCAGUGCAAACUCGAGAAGACUUCAUUCAUAUGUUUUAGACAUUUACGAGAUAAUCUGUUAUCCUGAAAUCUGAGAAUGAUCCGGACGGCGGUGUGUCGAGUAGGCGGCGGGCUUUUAAAGCAUUCGCGGCAGACUGUGCCUGCAUUAUGGGGAACCCGAGCGCAGCAGCGAUGGGCCUCCAGUCUUCCCAUGAACACUGUGGUUCUGUUCGUGCCCCAGCAGGAGGCUUGGGUGGUGGAGAGGAUGGGACGCUUUCAUAGAAUCCUGGAACCGGGUCUAAAUUUCUUAAUUCCAAUCCUGGACAGAAUUAGAUAUGUUCAGAGCCUCAAAGAGAUCGUGAUAGAUGUGCCGGAGCAGUCAGCUGUUAGUCUUGACAAUGUGACCCUGCAGAUAGAUGGAGUUUUAUACCUCAGGAUUCUUGACCCUUUUAAGGCCUCUUAUGGAGUUGAGGAUCCGGAGUAUGCCGUCACUCAGCUGGCACAGACUACAAUGAGAUCAGAGCUGGGAAAACUCACCCUGGACAAAGUGUUUAGGGAAAGAGAAUCGCUGAAUUCCAAUAUUGUGCAUUCAAUAAACCAGGCGUCGGAUGACUGGGGGAUUCGAUGUCUCCGAUAUGAGAUUAAAGACAUUCACGUUCCUCCACGAGUAAAAGAGUCUAUGCAAAUGCAGGUUGAGGCGGAGCGGAGGAAGAGAGCCACUGUUCUAGAGUCUGAGGGAACCAGAGAAUCAGCCAUCAAUGUGGCGGAGGGUCGCAAACAGGCUCAGAUCCUGGCAUCUGAGGGAGAGAAGGCUGAACAGAUUAAUAAAGCUGCUGGUGAAGCAAACGCUGUCUUGGCUAAAGCUGAAGCAAAGGCCAAAGCCAUUCGGCUGCUGUCUGAAGCUCUUACUCAACAGAACGGAAAUGCUGCAGCAUCUUUAAGCGUAGCUGAACAGUACGUCUCUGCUUUCUCCAAACUGGCCAAAGAGAGCAACACCAUCUUACUACCCUCAAACACAGGAGACAUCAGCAGUAUGGUCACUCAGGCUAUGACGAUUUACGGGAGUUUAUCCAAGAAUCAAACCCACAGCCCAGCAGUCACCACUACGACUCCUGACACUUUGGAAGAAAAUACAGCAUCUGAAAUGGAAACUGGACAGAAAUAACUGGAAUAUAAUCGAGUUGUUGGAUUAAUGAACUGAUACUUUUUCUGUUCCUGGUGGUAGAGAUCUCGCGUGAGAAAAUGGAAAUGCUAAAUCCCUGAAGCACUAUGAUGAUCUGGAGUAACUACACAAGAUUUUAUGUGCUUGUUUUGGUUG
Molecule: messenger RNA, 1350 nt
Organism: Danio aesculapii
Lineage: Eukaryota; Metazoa; Chordata; Actinopteri; Cypriniformes; Danionidae
Gene: stoml2
Product: stomatin (EPB72)-like 2
Exons: 10
Coding region: 130-1197 (355 amino acids)
Cellular component (GO): membrane
Source: RefSeq, a predicted model, not a curated record